Leptopilina heterotoma is the source of this 581-nucleotide messenger RNA. RefSeq names its product probable salivary secreted peptide. Lineage: Eukaryota; Metazoa; Arthropoda; Insecta; Hymenoptera; Figitidae. Bases 123 to 521 code for a protein of 132 amino acids. The transcript has a single exon. The record is from RefSeq and is a predicted model, not a curated record.
UUUAACACUCAUCAAUCUACAACAGUCUUCUAACAAUAUUCGCCACAAACGAAUUUAUAAAUUUAUAAUUCAAAAUUGAAAGUGUUUUUAAGUCUUAAAUCCUAAAAGUAACAUUUUUUCCAAUGGCGUACGAGAAAAUUAUUUUUGUCCUUUUAUUCGCGACGGCCUUAAUUUUAGUUGCAAAUGUCUCGCCAACAACGGGAUACAAUAAUUAUAAUCGUGGAAAAAAUAUUUCUCACAAUUUCAUCAUUGGAUCGCGACGACCUGGUGAUCGACUUGUAAUGCAACAGAAUAUAACGGCAAGUGCAUCGACAUUUAAAAUUGUAACGAGACGUGUGCAAUUCCUUCUUCAAGCCGGCAAAAAUAUUACACAACUUGCUGCAUUAGAUCAAAAAAUUGAUGGAACUGGAGCUUACGUUACACUGGAGAGUGGAGGUGUUGGAAAAAGGAACGCCACUCUUAGAUUUAAAAGUCAACGAAGCCAUGGAAUUCAUUUUAUCGUUAAAAUAUUUGCCCGUUGAAACAAAAAAAUUUUUGUAAAUUUUCUCAAAUAGAUAAUUAAACUUAUUUUGUAAAAAAAA